This is a messenger RNA of Hypoxylon fragiforme, 936 nucleotides long. RefSeq names its product RWD-domain-containing protein. The record is from RefSeq and is a predicted model, not a curated record. Gene Ontology annotation, molecular function: protein binding. NCBI's taxonomy places the organism in Eukaryota, Fungi, Ascomycota, Sordariomycetes, Xylariales, Hypoxylaceae. The transcript has 3 exons. Gene Ontology annotation, biological process: cytoplasmic translation. The coding region runs from base 99 to 794 and encodes 231 amino acids.
CAGCACUGAGAGAAUGGCGCCGAUGCACCGGGGACAACAAUCAAUAUUUUAUAGUAUAAUAGCAAAUCAAAUCAAGGUCGCAGGCCUUUUGCGCCAACAUGGGAAAAGAAGAACAGAUCGAAGAACGUGAAGUUCUUGACUCCAUAUUCCCGGAUGAGAUCACAGACAUUUCCGACAACGAAUACCGCAUAUCCAUCCAGCUCGACCUCCUCGACAACGAGAACGAAGGCGACGAGCCCACCGAGCCCCCCACCAUCAUCCUGCACGUGCGCUAUCCCGACGACUACCCGGACGAAGCGCCCAUCCUCGACCUGUCCCCCCCACAAAAUGCCGUCCCGCACCCCUACUUCUCCGUCGCCGGCGACAAGGCGCAGCUGCUGAAGGACCUCGAGGCCACCGUCGAGGAGAACCUGGGGAUGGCGAUGGUGUUCACGCUGGUCACGACGCUCAAGGAGGCCGCCGAGCAGCUGGUGCUCGACCGGCGCGAGGUCGUCGCCAAAGUGCGCGAGGAAGCGUUGCUUGCCGCGGAGCGGGAGGAGAACAAGAAGUUCCACGGCACGCCCGUGACGCCGGAGACGUUCUGGAAGUGGCGCGAGGGUUUCCUGAAGGAGAUGGAGGAGAAGCGGCUAAACGAGGAGGAAGAGAAGCUCGCGGAGUUGAAGAAGGCCAAGGUUAAGGAGCCGGUGCGACUAACGGGCAGGCAGCUCUGGGAACGGGGAUUGGUUGGCAAGGUUGAUGAGGAUGAAGAGGAUAUUCCUACCGAGCAGAUUGAGAAGCUCAAGGUUGAGGCAUAAGGAUGGGUGGAUGGAUGGAAAUAGGACACUCGUAUAUUUGCGGAUUCAAAAGUCCAGCAUUGCUCGGAGUUUGGGCGUAUUAGGAAAGAAAAGUUUGUGUGUGAAUAGGUAAAUCAAGAGAGGACCGCCUCAUUUAUGGACA